Molecule: messenger RNA, 990 nt
Organism: Epithele typhae
Lineage: Eukaryota; Fungi; Basidiomycota; Agaricomycetes; Polyporales; Epitheliaceae
Product: malate dehydrogenase
Exons: 9
Coding region: 1-990 (329 amino acids)
Biological process (GO): tricarboxylic acid cycle; malate metabolic process
Cellular component (GO): cytoplasm
Molecular function (GO): L-malate dehydrogenase (NAD+) activity
Source: RefSeq, a predicted model, not a curated record
AUGGUCAAGGCAGUCGUUCUCGGCGGAAUUGGCCAGCCCUUGUCUCUCCUUCUCAAGAACAACCCCUUGGUCACCCAGCUUUCGCUCUUCGAUAUUGUCAACACCCCCGGAGUCGCCGCCGACCUCUCCCACAUCAACACCCCCGCCAAGGUCCAAGGCUUCCUCCCUCCCGAUGAUGGUCUCAAGAAGGCUCUUGCCGGCGCUGAGGUGGUCGUGAUCCCCGCUGGCGUGCCCAGGAAGCCUGGAGUAUAUGACCUGUUCAAGAUCAACGCAGGCAUCGUUCGUGACCUCGCUACCGGUAUUGCUACCACGGCCCCCAAGGCAUUCGUCCUUGUCAUCUCUAACCCUGUCAACUCAACGGUCCCUAUCGUUGCCGAGGUGUUCAAGAAGCACGGUGUCUUCGACCCCAAGCGGAUCUUUGGUGUCACCACUCUAGAUGUCGUCCGCGCUUCCACGUUUGUCGCUGAGAUUCUUGGCGACCUCUCCCUCGCACCCAAGAUCGUUGUCCCGGUCGUCGGCGGCCACAGCGGUGUUACGAUCGUCCCACUCCUCUCGCAGUCGUCCCACCCUCUUCCUUCCGGAAUCGCCCAGGGAGACAUCGAGACGCUGACGAACCGCAUCCAGUUCGGUGGCGACGAGGUUGUCAAGGCCAAGGAUGGCGCGGGUUCCGCGACGCUCUCCAUGGCGCAGGCCGGUGCUGACUUCGCGGAGAAGCUUAUCCGCGCCGUCAAGGGCGAGAAGGGCAUCGUCGCCCCCACCUUCGUCCACUUGACUGCCGACGUGGCUGGCGGUGAAGUCAUCAAGAAGGAGAUCGGCCGCGACCUUCAGUUCUUCUCUGCACCUGUCGAGCUCGGGCCUGAGGGCGUGGUCGCCAUCAAGCCUCUUGGCAAGCUCUCAGAGUAUGAGACAAGUCUCAUUCAGACCGCACUCGGCGACCUCACGACCAACAUUGACAAGGGGGUCUCCUUCAUCGACGCGCCGAAGCUUUGA